Molecule: messenger RNA, 2361 nt
Organism: Rotaria socialis
Lineage: Eukaryota; Metazoa; Rotifera; Eurotatoria; Philodinida; Philodinidae
Source: the annotation of a GenBank genome assembly
AUGUCUGAUAUUCGUAAUUUCUUCAAAAAAGUUUCCACACCAAACAAAAAACGUACACGAGACGACUCAGCUGAUCGUGAAGAAAUUACAUCUACAGCAAAACUUGAACAAAAACUAUCAACUAAAAUCUCAAAGGAAAAAAUUGUUUCACAGACAAAAACUAAUAUUAAUACAACACCACCGAAAAAGAUGAAAACCAAAGAAACAGAUCCAAUAGAAAAGAAAAAACAUCUUGAAAAUUAUAAAUCGUUCAUCAAUCGAGGUGGACCUGUUGCACCUGGUUCAAAAGUAAUACCAGAUGGAGAAAAAAAUUGUUUGAAAAAUUUAACAUUUGUUAUUUCUGGUGUACUUGAAUCAUUAGAACGUGAUGAAUGUAAAAUUUUAAUAGAAAAGUAUGGUGGUCGUGUAACAGUAGCACUCAGUGGAAAGACAAAUUAUCUUAUUGCUGGUCGUGAGUCGAGCGAAGGAAAACUGAAUAAAGCUCGAGAAACGAAAAUUGCAGUUAUUUCAGAAGAUGAUCUUCUUGAAUUGAUUCAAACACGUCCAGGUGAUGAAGGUACACCUAAAAAGAAAGUAUCUACAACAGCAGAAUCAUCUUCGAUGCAGUUGAAGCGAAAAUCAUCUUCUACCGUCAGCAAAUCGACUGAUCCAAGCCCUAUGAAAAUACAAAAAAAAUCUGAUGAUGAAUCAAAUUUAUUAUGGGCUGAUAAAUACAAGCCACAAACAAUAAAAAAUCUUAUAGGACAACAAGGUGAAAAAUCUUGUGUACAAAAACUCAUUGUAUGGUUACGUGAUUGGUAUCAACACCAUGGAGUUAGUGAUGAAAAAGUUAAAGCAAAAUCAUCAUUUGGUUUUAAUCGUAAUGAAAAUCCAGCUAUGUUUAAAGCUGCUCUUCUGAGUGGUCCACCUGGCAUUGGUAAAACAACAGCUGCUCAAUUAGUUUGUCAACAUUUGAAUUAUGAAUAUAUUGAAAAAAAUGCAUCAGAUCAACGAUCGAAAAAAUCAAUGACUAAUCUAUCGAGCGAUACAUAUAGUGUUGUCAAUUUAGCAAAUAAAUCUUCUACAAUAUCUAAAUAUGUUUUAAUCAUGGACGAAGUUGAUGGUGUUGCUGGCAAUGAAGAUCGAGGUGGUGUACAAGAAUUAAUAUCAUUAAUAAAACGAUCACGUAUACCAAUUAUAUGCAUAUGUAAUGAUCGGCAACAUAAAAAAAUCCGGUCAUUAGCUAGUUAUUGUUAUGAUUUACGUUUUUAUCGUCCAACAAUUCUACAAAUUCGUGCUGGAAUGCUAACAAUUCUGCAUCGAGAAAAUAUUGAAAAUAUAAAACAAGAUGUUUUAGAUGAAAUCAUACAAUCAUGUAAUCAAGAUAUUCGUCAAACAAUACAUUCAUUAAAUCUUUGGAGUACACACGGAACUACAAAUGCAAAUAAACUAGCUGCAAAAAUGAUUGAAAAAACAACUAAUACAAAUCCAUUUGAAUUAUGUCGAUUGUCAUUCUCCGAUGAAUUACGUGAAAAAUCUUUAUCAGAUAAAAGCGAUAUUUUCUUCUAUGAUUAUCGAUUAAUGCCACUGUUAAUUCAAGAAAAUUAUUUACAAUGUCAACCUCAUCUGUCAACUUCCAAUAAUCAAAAACGAGCAUUAACAAAUCUCGAACAUUUAAAUUUAAUAUCAAAAGCUGCUGAUAGUAUCGCUUUAGGAGAUGUAUGUUCACAAAUGAUAUUUAGUAAAAAUGAUAGUUGGUCUCUUUUGCCUUAUCAAAGCAUUUUUUCAACUGUGGCACCAUGUUCGUAUGUCCGUGGUCAUCUUCGAGGCAUGGCUAAUUUUUCAUCUUACUUCGGUCAACGUUCACGUGCAAAUAAAAACGCACGAGUAUUGAAUGAAAUUGAGAAACAUAUUUGUUUAAAGGUUGCAUCCAUCAAUAAACAAGAAUUUAAUCUUGAUUAUUUAACUUAUUUAAAUCAAGCACUUGUAACACCAUUGAAAAUGGCGUCACAAGAUAAAAAUGUCGAACAAUGCAUUUCUUUACUUGAUGAUUAUUACCUGAAUCGGGAUGAUUUUCAAACAAUUAUUGAAUUAAAUACAUGGGGUAAAACAGGCCGAAAUCAAUAUGAACAACUUGAUACACAAACAAAAUCUUUAUUGACAAGAACUUAUAAUAAAACGAAUCAUCGUACACCAUAUGCAAUUGUUGAUAUCAAAAAAUUAAAAAAAUCCAAAGGACUUAUGGACGAAGAAAGUGAUGAAGAACAAGAAGAAGAAGCAAGUGUUAUUAUAGAUGAAAAUACUAUUGAAGAAGAUGCUAUGAUUAAGAUAGCUAAAAACCGAGAAAUAAAUAAGCCAACAAAAAAGUCUCGAAAUAAAUAA